AUUUAAUGGAUUAAGGUUAAGAUCAUCAAGUUAUGGAUAAGGAUGAAGAGAUCAAGCAACUAAAGUUGGAGCUAUAGGAAUGCAGAGAAAGGGAAAAACGAUUUAAAGAUAUCUCUCAACAUCUGACUCAAUUAGAGGCAAGGUAAAUUGUAUUGAUAUGAUGAAAGAUAUAAUAAUUUGAAGGAUUAAAAAUAAAUAAGUGAGUAAUAGUUGAAAACAUAGAUUGAGUAAUAUCAGAAGAUGGUGAAGAUAUAACAGAAGGAGAUAGAAAAUUUGAAAUAAUAAGUUUAAGAAUUGGAGGAUGAGCUUGUAGAGAAUGAGGAAUAAUAGAAGUAGCCAAACAAAAUAAUCGCAGAUGAAAACCUUGCGAUUAACAAAUUAAAUAGUGAGAAAACAUAAUUAGAUGAAGAAGUGAAGGGAUUAAAGGACAAAAUCAAAUAGUAUCAAAUUUGUAUUAGUUUAGAAUAAAACAGGAGUAUGAUAGCAUAUCCAAAGACUUCUUGUCCUUAAGUAAGCAAACAGAUGCAACCAAGAGCUAAUUUGCUUAGGUAAUGAUUUUUUGAAAUAAAUAAGAUUAAGGAGGAAUUGGCAUAGAAGACUUAAGAAUUGAGACACACAAGAAGACAAUAUUAAGAGGCUUUGAAUUACAUCAGCCAAUAGCAACCAAAUGCUUCAUUCCAAAAUAAUUCAGCAGUGAAUGAAUUGUCAUAGGCUAAUUAAUAACUGCAGACUCAAAAUCAAUAACUAAAUAGAACGAUAUCUAAGUUGAAAUAAGAUUUAGACCAUGUUAAGAAGGCUCAUUAAGAAGUCUUGAUCGAGGCUGAUAUGUUGAGUAGAAAUUUAGAAUAAUCAUAAUUAUUGAGUGAAUAGAGUAAAAAUCAGAAAGAAGAUGUAAGGAAAUGAAUAAUAUGAGUAUAGAUUUCUUAGGAGUUGGAAAGAGUGAUUAGAAUUGAGGAGUAGCAAUUUUCAUAACGAAUAAUGCUGUUGAGAUCUCUGAAAGAUGAACUACAGGAUACGAAAUCAAGAAGUUUGUUGAAUUUGAGAAGAUAUAAUUAUUGAUAAUAAUUUUUAUU
Molecule: messenger RNA, 1073 nt
Organism: Paramecium octaurelia
Lineage: Eukaryota; Ciliophora; Oligohymenophorea; Peniculida; Parameciidae
Source: the annotation of a GenBank genome assembly